Molecule: messenger RNA, 4940 nt
Organism: Peromyscus californicus insignis
Lineage: Eukaryota; Metazoa; Chordata; Mammalia; Rodentia; Cricetidae
Gene: Wdpcp
Product: WD repeat containing planar cell polarity effector
Exons: 19
Coding region: 512-2656 (714 amino acids)
Biological process (GO): nervous system development; establishment of protein localization; cilium organization
Cellular component (GO): axonemal basal plate
Molecular function (GO): protein binding
Source: RefSeq, a predicted model, not a curated record
GUCCCCGGGGCUGAGCCUCUGUGAUUGGAGGACGUCCGUGAGCGGAGGGUUUGUGCUGAGGUUGAAACGCCUGACUGACGGAGCUCAGCAAUUGGCGGGAGGGGAGGCGUUAACUCGAGGGAGGAGAAACGACCCCUGAGCGACAGCCCCCGCCGCGCCACCGAGGCUCUAUCCUCCCCCAAGGCUAAACGAGGGAGGCUGAGACCUUACGUUGCGUAAAGGCCGCUCGACCCGGAAACAAACCUUUUAAAAACCCACUCUCUCAGGGGCGGGAGGAAGAGCGGACAGCUUCACCGUUGCUAGGCGACAAGUCAGGCGCACCUGAGCGCUCUCGGGACCAAGACCCAGUGGAGCUGCGUCCCCACUCUGGAGGCAGAGCUGAAGUUUCAUUUGGAAUGAUCAUAUCUUUUCAGACAAAUGGAGACAUGUUUCAUUUGGGCCUAGCAGUAUAAAUUUAACUCAUUCAAGAUGGUAAAGAUGUCCACCAAGACAGAGAUUCCUUUGCCAUCAGAUGUCUUUCUGCUUGACUGAGCUACACCUGUGGUCUCUGAAGAGUACCUUACACAUUGCGGAUAGAGACAUCGGCGUCUACCAGUACUAUGACAAGAAAGAUCCACCAGUGUCAGCAACAGAGCAUGGUAACUUAGAAGAAAAACAAAGGCUGGCAGAGUCACGAGAUUAUCCUUGGACACUCAAAAAUAGACGCCCGGAAAAACUUCGAGACACACUGAAAGAAUUGGAGGAAUUGAUGCAAAACAGUCCGUGUGUGCUGAGCAAAUGGAAGAACAAAUACAUCUGUCAGCUCCUCUUUGGUUCAGGUGUGUUGGUGUCCCUAAGCCUUUCUGGGCCUCAGCUGGAGAAAGUGGUGAUUGACAGAAGCCUGGUGGGGAAGCUCAUCUCAGACACCAUCAGUGAUGCUCUUCUUACAGACAGUUUCAUCAUCUUAUCAUUUUUGGCACAAAACAAACUAUGUUUUAUUCAGUUUACAAAGAAGAUGGAUUCUCUUGAUGUAAACAAGAGAUUGGAAAAACUCUCAGCCUUGGAUUAUAAGAUUUCCUAUUAUGACAUGCCUGGCCCAGCAAACAGGACACUAGAGCGUCGCUUAGCUAUCAAUUCCAUUCAGGAUGUACUUGUUUGCUGGUGGCCGCUGGUCAGUGAUGGCGCUUGGCCUUGGACUCCAAUCUCUUCUGAGAAGGACAGAGCCAAUCUCCUGCUCCUGGGUUUUACUCAAGGAGGACUGCAGGUUCUGAGUUCUGUUCGCACAGAAUGGAAUCCUCUGGAUGUUCACUUUGGCACCAAACAGCCUCAUCAGGUGUUCACAGUGGAGUGCUCCAGCGGUGUAGACAAGGAGCCCAUGGCUGACAGCUGUGUCUAUGAAUGUGUCCGGAACAAACUCCAUUGCGUGUCAGUUACCAGAAUACCACUAAAAUCGAAGGCCAUCAGCUGUUGCAGGAAUUCCACUGAAGACAAACUGAUUGUGGGCUGUGAAGACUCGUCAGUAAUUCUCUAUGAAGCGCACCGCGGAGUGACUCUCUUGGCCCAGGCUGAACUUUUGCCGUCAUUAAUAAGCUGCCACCCAAGUGGUGCCAUUCUGCUAGUUGGCAGCAACCAAGGGGAACUGCAAAUUUUUGACAUUGCUCUAGCCCCUAUUAACAUCCAGCUCUUGGCUGAAGAUCGCUUACCCAGGGAGACUCUGCAAUUCAAUAAAUUCUUUGAUGUUUCAAGCAGUCUUGUUCAAAUGCAGUGGAUAGCUUCUCCUGUUGUUUCCCAGAAGUCUGAAAGAGGAGAAAUCUAUGAUCUCCUCUUCCUCAGGUUCAGCAGAGGACCUGUGGGUGUGCUGUUGUUUAAACUUGGUGUCCUCACUCGAGGACAGCUUGGCCUGGUAGACCUCAUCUUCCAGUACAUUCACUGUGAUGAGAUGAAUGAGGCAAUAAACAUCCUGAGCAGCAUGGACUGGGACGCCAUGGGCCAGCAGUGCCUCGUCAGCAUGAGCGCCAUCAUGAACCAUCUUCUUCGACAAAGACUCACUCCAGAGAGAGAAGCGCAGCUUGAGACAAGCCUUGGAACCUUCUAUGCUCCAACAAGACCACUUCUGGAUACAACUAUUUUGGAGUACAGAGACCAGAUCAGCAAGUAUGCCAGGAGAUUCUUCCACCACUUACUCAGGUACCAGAGAUUUGAAAAGGCCUUUCUCUUAGCUGUUGACAUCGGUGCUCGUGACCUGUUUAUGGAUAUUCAUUACCUUGCCCUGGAUGUGGGUGAACUGGCACUGGCUGAAGUGGCGAGAAGAAGAGCGUGUGACAUUGACGUCAUGUCAGUAUCUUCUGGAGUCGAACUCCUGGAGCCCUUGGAUGGAAGAGACAUGCUAAAUGAAGCUUUUCCUGGCCCAGCUUUAACACCUGAAGGAGAAAACACAUUUCCAGAUCUUCCUUCCAUUGGUUCCACACACAGACAUGCUGUUCAUCAGAAAAUACCAUUUGGCCCUUCUAACAGCAGACAGGCAAUCGAGAAAAGGAGUGAGCAGGAGGGGAACCCCCACCCUGACUCUUCGGUGAUCACCGCCUCAGAUGCAGAAGGAGGACUGAAAGAAGACUACAGGGGACAGGACAUUGGAGAUGUUGGUUCUCUCAGAAUGGUUCAUUUUGGUUUGGUGUAAAUCACUAGAAACUCCAAAAAAAAAAAAACCAAAAAAAAAAAAAAACUUGCCUUUUUCAUAUCUUUUAUAUUGCCCUGAUUCAAUACAAAUCUCCAUGUAUGGAUUUUAAUAGAAGGAAAGCUGGUACAUGCAGCACAGCAUAACAAUAGCAAAGUGACCCUAAAUAAAAGUCCUCAACCACUUAUUUUCAUAAUGUGUGUACUUUUUAAAUGUCAGAAACUAUACAUCAUUUGGAGCAUCAGAGGUAGAACAUUUAAGUCUUGUUUUCCCUCAUCUUGUAAAAUUUUCCUCCUUUGGGGGCUGUUGUUGGAUUUUCUUUUACUCUAGCCCCACGUUGGGUGCCAAACUUUGUUGGGGUUUUUUUGCUCUUUUCUCUUUUGGGGGCCCACCACCCAGCUCCCAAAUAAAUCAAACAUGGAGGCUUAUUCUUAAUUAUAGAUGCCCAACCUUAUCUUGACUUGUUUCUUGCCAGCUUUACUUAACUGAAAUUAUUUCAUCUACCUUUUGCCUCUGGGCUUUUUCCUUUUCUUACUUCUGUAUAUCUUACUUUCACUCUUAUUCUGUGGUUGGCUGUGUGGCUGUGUGGCUGGACCCUAGUGUCCUCCUCUCCUUGUUCUCUUGCUCCUCCUUCUUCUCCUCCCAGAUUUCUCAUUCUAUUUAUUCUGUCUGCCUGCCAGCCCUGCCUGUCUUUUCUCCUGCAUAGCCAUUGGCUGUUCAGCUCUUUAUUAGACCAUCAAGUGUUCUGGACAGGCAAAGUAACACAGCUUCACAGAGUUAAACAAAUGCAGCAUAAAAGAAUGCAACACAUCUUUGUAUCAUUAAACAAAUGUUCCACAGCAUAUGCAAAUGUAACACAUCUUAAAAUAUUAUUCUACAACAGGGGGUUGUAGAGAUGGCUCAGCAGUAAAGAGCACUUAUCUUGCAGAGGACCCAGAUUCAAUUCCCAGCACCCACAUGUUGGCUCAUGGCUGUCCAUAACUCCAAUUCCAGGGAAUCCAGUGCCCUCUUCAGACUGCCUCAGACACCAAGCACAGACAUGUGGUGUGAGCCAAACACCCAUAAAUAUAUAAUAAAAUAAAUCUUUACAAAAAUUUCUAAUCCUGGUCUUAUUUAUAUUACUAAUUUAUAUUACUAAUAAAAUAUUUGUUAAGCAAAAGUUCCUGUCAGACCUACUGGAACAGACAUUUCUCCAUCGUGGAUCCUUGCAAUGAGGAACUGGUGGCGCUUGCCACAGCGAGCUGUCGUCUUCCCAUGGAGGCUACUGCUUGUUCAGAUUUGAGCUCCAUGAGCUCAGGGCUCCUCAAAACAUUGCAAAGAGAGUGCAGGUGGUACCUAGCCCUUUCUUUCCACAGUGCCACAUGGAAAUACGGAAAUGUGACUCAGGGAAUACAUGGGGGGGAUACUCUGUCUCCUGUGGCUGUAAUAUGCUAUCCUUUGUCUCUGACCCCAAGUCCCACCCAUCUUCUCCCAGCACCUAUAAAGUGACAGCACUGUAAGUUGUGAGCAUGAAAGGCCCUUCCUUGUCCUCAAUACCUGCCACUAGCAGAUGACACAUAGUUUAUAACUAUAGAUGUCUAUGAUAAUAUGAGUUACUGUCAUCUUUCCAAGAACAUGAGAGCAGGAAGGAGGUGAAAAUUACGUUUUUCAGUUUGCUACUGGCCUAAAAAGUUUUGAGUUUAUAAUCUUUGAGCCAUCCUAAUGACAUGUUGGAUUAAAUUUUUUUUACUAUUUCUAUUCUUUCUCUUGCAGAUAAUCAAAGUUGACUAAUUUUUUAAGUUUAUUUGUAUAUUUUUUUAUGUGCAUCAGUGUUUUCCCUACAUGUAUGUCUGGGUGAGGAUGUUGGAACCCCUGGAACUGGAGUUACAGACACUCUUGAGCUGCCAUGUGGGUGCUGGAAAUUGAACGUGGGUCAUCCGGAAGAGCAGCCAGUGCUUUUAGCCACUGAGCCAUCUCUCCAGCCCUGAAGCUGACUAAUUUUUAAAGAAAAGGUAUGAUUUUGCAAGGAUGGCGUCAUUUCCUGCAGGUACUCUAGCUGUCAUUCCCACAACCUCAAGCCACAUUCCUGGUGCACUAUAUCUUUUUGCUAUUUGACCACUGUUUUCUGCAGCUAUGUGAGAAUGGCGGUGGUCAGUACCCUCUCCAGUUUCUCUGUCAGGCAGUUCAAACUCUAUGCUAGAAUGUGGUUGUGAAUACAUGUAUUUAUAGGUCCAUGAAUAUUGUUCCUAGGGGUAAAGUUUGCUAAGUUACCCACAUGAACAUUAAACAAAAUUUCGUUUCCCAUCUU